AUGAACAGUGUUCAGUCACGGAAAAGAAAGCUUCACAACGAUGAAGAUGUAAAAAAACAAGAAAUAAUUAAGUACGGAGUAAAACCAGGCGAGUGCUCAUAUUGCAGUGCACGCCUACGUAUAACAAACACAUUUGGGUGUAAGUGCAAAAGAAUAUUCUGUGCCAAACACAGAUACUCAGACGAGCACCGCUGUUCGUAUGACUAUAAAACAGAGAAUAUGAUAAGACUAGAGAAAGAGAAUCCAAGGAUUGUUCCAUCUAGAAUAUCAAAUGCAUGA
Nematocida parisii ERTm1 is the source of this 279-nucleotide messenger RNA. RefSeq lists its product as uncharacterized. Bases 1 to 279 code for a protein of 92 amino acids. The record is from RefSeq and is a predicted model, not a curated record. The transcript has a single exon. Gene Ontology annotation, molecular function: zinc ion binding. NCBI's taxonomy places the organism in Eukaryota, Fungi, Microsporidia.